CCACACCUAGAGCUUCAUUCUUCUGAACGGAAAAGCCAAGCAAGGUUGAAGAGGCAGAUCAAGCGAGCUCUAAUAGUUUUCAUGGAUAUGGAGCAGGGCUGCAAGACGGCUCACGGGUGGGCUGCCAGGGAUGCCUCCGGCCACCUCUCCCCUUACAGCUUCUCAGCAAGGAUUCAGGGGGACGCCGACGUGACGAUCAAGGUGCUCUUCUGUGGCAUCUGCCACACGGACCUCCACGUCAUCAAGAACGAGUGGGGCAACGCAAUGUACCCCGUCGUCCCAGGGCACGAGGUCGUCGGCGUCGUCACGGACGUCGGCCAUGGCGUCACCAAGUUCAAGGCUGGGGACACGGUGGGCGUGGGCUACUUCGUCGACUCCUGCCGGACCUGCGAGAGCUGCAGCACGGGGCACGAGAACUACUGCCCUGACCUCGUCCUCACCUCCAACGGCGUGGACCACCACCACCACGGCGCCACCACCAAGGGAGGCUUCUCCGACGUGCUCGUCGUCAGCCAGGACUUCGUCGUCCGCGUCCCGGAGAGCCUCCCUCUCGACGGCGCCGCGCCGCUGCUCUGCGCCGGGGUCACCGUGUACAGCCCCAUGGCGCAGUACGCGCUCAACGAGCCCGGCAAGCACCUCGGCGUCGUCGGUCUCGGUGGCCUAGGCCACAUGGCCGUCAAGUUCGCCAAGGCGUUCGGCAUGACGGUCACCGUCAUCAGCUCGUCGCCCGGCAAGCGCGACGAGGCGCUCGGACGCCUUGGCGCCGACGCGUUCUUGGUCAGCCACGACGCCGCGCAAAUGAAGGCAGCAGCGGCCACGUUGGACGGCAUCAUCGACACGGUGUCAGCGGGGCACCAGAUCGUGCCGCUGCUGGCGCUACUGAAGCCCAUGGGGCAGAUGGUGGUCGUCGGCGCGCCAAGCACGCCGCUGGAGCUGCCGGCGUACGCCAUCAUCACCGGCGGGAAGCGGGUGGCCGGGAACGGCGUGGGGAGUGUCGCCGACUGCCAGGCGAUGCUGGACUUCGCAGGAGAGCAUGGCGUCACCGCUGACAUUGAGGUGGUGCAGAUGGACUACGUCAACACAGCGAUCGAGCGGCUCGAGAAGAACGAUGUGAGGUAUCGCUUCGUCAUUGACGUCGCGGGCAGCAAGAUGGAGGAGACCGUUGCUUAAUUAGGUGCCCGGAUGCGGCGCGGUUCGAGUCAUUGUCGUGUGAAAUCGUUUGCUCGUGUCGUGUCUUUUUUGGGGGGUCCACGCAAGUCAAUAAACUAGGCAGAACACUGGGGCCACAUGUUCUGCACUUCUGCUAUUCAAUGCUUAUGUACGUUUAAAUUUUGAAAUGUGAUUGAGAUUUGAGAAAGAGGAUGCUUAAAAA
Molecule: messenger RNA, 1372 nt
Organism: Sorghum bicolor (sorghum)
Lineage: Eukaryota; Viridiplantae; Streptophyta; Magnoliopsida; Poales; Poaceae
Product: probable cinnamyl alcohol dehydrogenase 8D
Exons: 4
Coding region: 82-1170 (362 amino acids)
Biological process (GO): lignin biosynthetic process
Molecular function (GO): cinnamyl-alcohol dehydrogenase activity; zinc ion binding
Source: RefSeq, a predicted model, not a curated record